Parnassius mnemosyne (clouded apollo) is the source of this 456-nucleotide messenger RNA. NCBI's taxonomy places the organism in Eukaryota, Metazoa, Arthropoda, Insecta, Lepidoptera, Papilionidae. The record is from the annotation of a GenBank genome assembly.
UUGAAGUUACUUUUAAUUGGAGACGGAAAAGUACCUCAUUUUGAAAAUAAAAUACCUAUUGAUCGAGAUUUAGGAGAAAAAGCGACUAGCAUUGAGAGUUUAAUAUCAAAAGUUUACCCAGAUAUCGUCGAAAUAGAAAAUAAAGAUUAUCAAUGGAUGUGUCAACGAGCAAUAUUGGCGGCAACAAACAGUAGUGUUGACGAAAUUAACGAUUUAAUUUUAACUAAACUUCCAGGGGAUAUAGUCACCUACACUUCUAUUGAUAAUGUAAUGGAUCAAGAAGAUGCAGUCCAUUAUCCACAGGAAUUUCUUAAUUCUUUAAACCCGAGUGGCCUCCCCCCACAUUCUCUCAAGUUAAAAAUUGUUGACUCACACUACGUGAGAGAUAGGUCAUCUAAACAGUAUCUGGAUGAACAACUGAACUUUCCUAUACUCUACAAGCUUUAUUUGGAAUAG